AUGGCUGGCAUCUUUGAGGGCUCGCGCAUCGGUGGGACUCUAUUUCUCGGGGGCACAAAGCUCAGCGGGCAGGACAUUCGAGAUCAAAAUGUCCUCGCGACGCAAGCAAUCGCCAAUGUGGUCAGGACUUCUUUUGGACCCUCAGGUCUGGACAAGAUGAUGGUCGACGACAUUGGCGAUGUCACAGUCACAAAUGACGGCGCUACGAUCCUGAGUCUCCUCGACGUCGAGCAUCCGGCCGGCAAGAUUUUGGUCGAUUUGGCGCACCAGCAGGACAGAGAGGUCGGUGACGGAACCACGUCCGUCGUGCUUGUCGCUGCCGAACUCCUCCGACGAGCGAACGAGCUCAUGAAGAACCGAAUACACCCCACUGUCAUUAUCACUGGGUAUCGUCUGGCGCUACGAGAAGCGGUCAGAUACAUGCAAGAGAAUAUCAGCACAAAAGUCGAGUCCUUAGGCAGGGAAAGCCUGAUUAACAUUGCAAAAACCUCAAUGUCGAGCAAGAUUAUUGGCGCGGAUGCAGACUUUUUUGCGAACAUGGUGGUCGACGCCAUGCAGGCGGUUAAAUCGGUCAACCAGCAGAAGAACGAGAUCAAAUAUCCUGUCAAGGCCGUCAACAUCCUAAAAGCGCAUGGCAAGAGCGCCACGGAAUCAAUCCUGGUCAAGGGCUAUGCACUAAACUGCACAGUUGCAUCGCAGGCUAUGAAGACGAGAAUCACCGAUGCAAGGAUUGCCUGCCUGGACGUGAACUUACAAAAGGAACGGAUGAAGCUUGGAGUCCAGAUCACCGUCGAAGAUCCCCAGCAGCUGGAAAAGAUUCGAGAGCGAGAAGCAGGCAUCGUCUUGGAAAGAGUAGACAUGAUCCUCAAGGCUGGUGCCAACGUAGUCUUGACCACGAAGGGCAUCGACGACUUGGUGCUCAAGCUCUUUGUGGAACGUGGCUGCAUGGGUGUCCGAAGAUGUAAGAAAGAAGAUUUGAGGCGAAUCGCAAAGGCCACCGGAGCUACCCUUGUCAGCACGCUAUCCGACCUGAACGGCGAUGAGAAGUUCGAGAAGGAAUUUCUCGGUCACGCCGACGAAGUUGUUCAGGAACGAAUAUCAGAUGACGAGUGCAUUCUGGUGAAGGGCACCAAGGCCUUCUCUUCGGCAUCGAUCAUCCUUCGAGGCUCCAACGAUUAUCAGCUCGACGAGAUGGAGCGUUCAGUGCAUGAUUCACUGUCUGCCGUCAAGCGGACUCUGGAGUCAGGCAGCAUAGUACCUGGUGGUGGCGCCGUUGAAUGCGCGCUGUCUAUCUACCUUGAAGAGUUUGCCAUGACCGUGUCCUCGCGCGAGCAGCUGGCUAUUGGAGAGUUCUCCCAAUCGCUUCUGAUUGUCCCGAAAACACUGGCGGUCAAUGCCGCGAAAGAUGCUUCCGACCUGGUGGCUCAGCUACGUGUGCGGCAUGCGCUGAGCCAGAGAGUCCAGGAAGGCGAAGCCAAUGAAAGAGAAAAGGAUAUUGCGAAGAAGCGACAGUACAAGAACUAUGGUCUGGAUCUGAUGCGAGGCAAAGUGACAGAUGUCGUGAAGAUGGGUGUCCUCGAGCCAAGCAUGAGCAAGGUCAAACAGCUCAAAAGUGCCGUCGAGGCCUGCAUUGCCAUCAUGAGGAUUGACACUCUGAUCAAACUCGAUCCUCCCGAGUCACGAGACGACGAUGGCCACGGGCACUGA
Molecule: messenger RNA, 1707 nt
Organism: Cladophialophora yegresii CBS 114405
Lineage: Eukaryota; Fungi; Ascomycota; Eurotiomycetes; Chaetothyriales; Herpotrichiellaceae
Product: T-complex protein 1 subunit alpha
Exons: 1
Coding region: 1-1707 (568 amino acids)
Biological process (GO): protein folding
Cellular component (GO): chaperonin-containing T-complex
Molecular function (GO): ATP hydrolysis activity; ATP-dependent protein folding chaperone; ATP binding
Source: RefSeq, a predicted model, not a curated record